CUGAUAUUAGGCUUACAACAGGCCGGCACCGAUUAUAAAAGAAUCUGGAAGGGUUACCAACUUUCCUCCGAUCCUAUUCAUUCCUUGACUCCCAUGGAAGGCAUCUGCAUUCAAAGAAAGGAUAAGAAAAUAAGCAACUGUAGAAGGGAAAGAAGCUUUUUUGAAAUGUUUGUCUCCAAAGAUGAUUCCUUUCAUCUAUGUAAUAGUGCAAGCCUGGGCUUCCUUUAUUCCAUCUUCCCUGUCUCCAAUUCACACCUUUAAGCCCUUUUCCCCCCAUUACAAAUCUUGAGGAAAGCUCUGAAUCUGCAGCAGAAUUAGAAAUGGAAAGAAACUAUGGCUUUCUGGUUUGCAUUUUGGUAUUGGUAAUCGACGCUGUUGCCGGACUACUCGGCAUUGAAGCUGAAAAGGCUCAGAAUCGGGUGGUACUUGAAUCUCUUAGCAUUUCGUUGGGUGAAUGCAGCAGAAAGCCGAGAGAUGAUGCUUUUAGUCGGGGGCUGGCUGCAUCCAUUCUUCUUGGUCUUGCUCAUGUCAUUGCUAAAGUGCUUGGUGGGUGCAAGUGCAUUUGCAUUAGGAAUAAGCAAAAUUCUCAAGAACCAAGUGCAAACCAGCUAUUGGGAUCGCUCUUCAUGAUUCUCUCAUGGAUUACUUUAGCUAUUGGGUUCUCGGUGUUGAUGGCUGCAACGAUGGACAACUCCAAGUGGAAAAACUCUUGUGAGAUAUCAAGUCAUGGCCUAUUUUUGGGUGGUGGGAUUGUGUGUUUCUUUCAUGGGCUCUGUACCGUGGCUUAUUAUGUUUCUGCAACAGCAGCCUAUAGAGAAGAACAGAGGGAUUCCAAACCAAUUCCUGAACCACAACGUGUAUAACCCAAUUGAUACCAGUUUCCUGUAAUGACAAUACAACCUCUAAUUUAUUAAUUUUAAGAGAUUUUGAGUCCA
Molecule: messenger RNA, 935 nt
Organism: Cucumis sativus (cucumber)
Lineage: Eukaryota; Viridiplantae; Streptophyta; Magnoliopsida; Cucurbitales; Cucurbitaceae
Exons: 3
Coding region: 321-863 (180 amino acids)
Source: RefSeq, a predicted model, not a curated record